Zootoca vivipara (common lizard) is the source of this 1373-nucleotide messenger RNA. RefSeq names its product carboxymethylenebutenolidase homolog. The record is from RefSeq and is a predicted model, not a curated record. Gene Ontology annotation, molecular function: hydrolase activity. Lineage: Eukaryota; Metazoa; Chordata; Lepidosauria; Squamata; Lacertidae.
UGUAAUAAGGGAAUUCUUUUAUCUUUUUCAUGAAGGCUGCAGGGAAGCUGUGUGGGGGAAGCUGCAGCACCUUUUAGCAGACAAGCAGAUUUCUUUUCCCCUUUAAAUAUCUUUCACAGCUUUGGGAAAUAACCCUUUCUAACCUCCCAGAAGAAAAGAAAACGAAGAACUUUGGAAUUCCAGAUGGCUAAUGAAGAAAAACCAUGCCCAUGUGACAUUGGAGACAAAUUUGAAUAUGAAGGUCACGGGCAAGAAAUUUCUGUUGGGCACAUCAAGGCCUACAUCAACAAGCCCUCUGACAGCACAGACAAAGCUGUGAUUGUGAUUCAUGACGUAUAUGGAUGGCAGCUACCAAACACCAGAUACAUAGUAGAUAUGCUCGCAUCCCAUGGAUAUACAGCAAUUUGUCCAGACUUUUACAAGGGACAAGAACCUUGGAAGCCAUCUAAUGAUUGGUCUGCAUUUGAUGACUGGAGAAAAACACGAGAUUCCAAGAAUAUCAACAAGGAAACGGAUGUUGUCUUGCAGUUUCUGAAGGAACAAUGUAAUGCAAAGAAGAUGGGUGUCAUUGGAUUUUGUUGGGGUGGAGCUGCAGUACAUCAUCUGAUGUUGAAAUAUUCUAUCUUUAAGGCGGGCGUAUCCCUUUAUGGAGUGAUCAGAUUUACAGAGGAUAACUGCAACCUGAUGAACCCCACCUUUUUCAUUUUUGCAGAGAAAGAUGACGUAAUUCCUCUUGACCAAGUCACUGUCCUUGAACAGAAGCUGAAACAGCAGUGCAAAGUUGAGCAUGAAGUGAAAAUAUAUCCUGGACAAACUCAUGGUUUUGUACAUCGUAAAAGGGAAGAUAUUAACCCUCAAGACAGACCUUACAUUGAAGAAGCAAGGAAGGACAUGCUGAAUUGGCUGAGCAGAUACAUCUAACUAUCUAUUCAUCCAAAAAUGCAUCAACUCUUAGCCAGCCAAAUAUGAACAACAUUUUGUCUGUUGUUUUGCCUCUUCCUAGUCCUGAGUCACCAUCACCACUGAACAAAGCCGUUGUAGAUUUAGCUUGUUAGGGAGGUAUCAGGAGCUGAGCUACUGCCACUGCUUACAAGUAGACCAUGCCCAAGUGUGUGAGAGACAUACAGUAGCUAUUGCAAAUGGCAGAUCCUGGUCUUCCCCUACCGGAGGGCCUUCCCCUACCAGAGUACAGUGCAUUAACCACAAUCUACUCAUGGGCAAAACCAAUUGAAUAGUGACCGAAUAAUUGGUUAGGAGCAGAAAAACUGUUUUCUUUUCCUUGGUAACAUAGUCCUGAAACAUAAAGUAAUAAUGUUUGGUAUAAAUUUUAUAUGCUGAUUCAUCUAUUCAAUAAACUUUUAAAUUGAAUUGCA